Messenger RNA from Astyanax mexicanus (Mexican tetra), 6500 nucleotides. It is a transcript of the gene kcnv2a, whose product is annotated as potassium channel, subfamily V, member 2a. Gene Ontology annotation, molecular function: voltage-gated potassium channel activity. Gene Ontology annotation, cellular component: membrane; voltage-gated potassium channel complex. The record is from RefSeq and is a predicted model, not a curated record. Lineage: Eukaryota; Metazoa; Chordata; Actinopteri; Characiformes; Acestrorhamphidae. The transcript is spliced from 2 exons. Bases 196 to 1797 code for a protein of 533 amino acids. Gene Ontology annotation, biological process: potassium ion transmembrane transport; protein homooligomerization.
AGUGUUUAAACCGUUAAGCACGCAGAUCCACCCGGUCAGCAACAUUAGACGGUUAGUCCCACUCUGCCUGCUGGUGCGCUUAGAUCCAGCUCGUAGAGGGGAAAUUGAGCUUGUAGAAAUGAACUCCUCUUAGAUCUUUAUUAACCUGUGAUUGAUUGAUUCUGCUUGCUUCGAAAGCCACUGCAGACCACCGGAAUGUUCAAGUUUAAGGGCCGGAGACGAAGCCUUUUCCCCAAUUACAAGCUUGGGGGAACAAACCAAUGUCCUGCUGAUCCUGUGGAGGAAGAUGAGCUUCCGUUCGCCCAGCAAAACUGGCUUAAACCAUGGAAUUCCAUGCAGGAACUCAGUCGAGACAUCUACGACAUCUCUGAAGACUAUGAUGACGACGAUGAUGAUCGGUUCAUGCCCUCUGCUCUAAAGCUUUCGUCUCCAAUGAAGAACUACAUGCUGAACAUCAACGUCGGAGGAAAAGUCUACCAGAUCUCCUACAGGGUGGCGGCAAAAUAUCCCAAGACGAGAAUCGGCCGCCUCGCGACAUACACGGACCACAACCGAAAGCUCGACCUCUGCGAUGACUACGUUGUCCAGAACAAUGAGUUCUUCUUUGACAGGGAUCCGGACAUCUUCCACAACAUCUUCAACUUCUACCGCACCGGGGUUCUCUGGAUUAAAGACGAGUUGUGUCCUCGCAACUACUUGGAGGAGAUCAACUACUGGGGCGUCCGGAUCAAGAACACCCACCGGUGCUGCCGAAUCUCGUUCGAAGAGCGGCAGGAUGAGCUGAACGAGCAGCUGAAGGUCCAGCGAGAGCUUCAGGCUGAGAUUGAGGUGGAAGAAAAUGAAGAGCUCUUCAGGGGGAUGGCUUUCGGUCAUACUCGGCGCAGAAUCUGGAAUCUCAUGGAAAAGCCAUUCUCCUCAAUUACAGCCAAGCUCAUGGCUGUGGCUUCCAGCUUGUUUGUGCUGGUCUCGUUGGUGGCCAUGACCCUCAACACAGUGGAGGAGAUGCAGUACAAGACGGCGACCGGCCAACUAAGCGGGAAGACCUACGCAGAGCAUGUGGAGACCCUCUGCAUUGCUUUCUUUACCAUGGAGUACCUGCUUCGGCUUGUGUCCACACCGGAUAUCAAGCGGUUCGGGAGGAGCGUGCUGAACGGUGUGGACUUGAUCGCCAUCCUUCCACUCUACCUGCAGAUGGUUCUGGAGUGCUUUGAGAACGAGGACCAUCAGAGGCACCACAGCGACAUUGAGACAGUGGGGAGGGUGGGCAAAGUGGGACAAGUUCUACGUAUCAUGCGACUCAUGAGGAUCUUUCGUAUUCUGAAGUUGGCUCGACACUCAACGGGACUGCGGGCGUUUGGCUUCACUCUUCGCCAGUGCUACCAGCAAGUUGGUUGCCUGUUUCUCUUUAUCGCAAUGGGAAUUUUCACCUUCUCAGCUAUGGUUUACACAGUGGAACAUGAUGUACAGAAGACAAACUUCACCAGUAUACCUCAUGCAUGGUGGUGGGCAGCGGUCAGCAUCUCCACUGUGGGUUAUGGAGACAUGUUCCCAGAGACUCACCUGGGGAGGAUCUUUGCAUUCGCCUGCAUCUCUUUUGGGAUCAUUCUGAACGGCAUGCCCAUCUCCAUCCUGUACAACAAGUUCUCAGAUUACUAUUCUAAGCUGAAGUCUCAUGAGUACACCUCAACCGUGAAAGCUCGGGGUAAAAUCAGGUUUGCCAAAAGAGCUGCCAAGAUGUUGUCAGAGUGCUGCGAGAAACCUUACUCGACUGCGCCAGCACCGCUCCACUGCGAAUAACUGCAACUGCUAACACUACCUAUAUACAAGGGUUGGACAAUAAAACUGAAACACCUGCCAUUUUUCAUGGCUUCAUGGCUAAAUUGGAGCAGCCUGGUGGCCAAUCUUCAUUAAUUGCACAUUGCACCAGUAAGAGCAGAGUGUGAAGGUUCAAUUAGCAGGGUAAGAGCUUUAACAGUUUUGCUCCAAAUAUUGCAAUGCACACAACAUUAUGGGGGACAUACCAGAGUCCAAAUUUGGACAAAUUGUUGGUGCACGUCUUGCUGGCACAUCUGUGACCAAGACAGCAAGUCUGUGAUGCAUCAAGAGCCAUGGUAUCCAGGGUAAUGUCAGCAUACCACCAGGAAGGACCAACCACAUCCAACAGGAUUAACUGUGGAUGCUGUAAGAGGAAUACUCUACCAUGUGACAUUACAGAUGCUUAUUGAAACAAUGCCACAGCGAAUCCAUGCUAAAGAUGCUCCAACCAAAUAUUAGACUAUUAGAAUAUAUAAGCUAUUCUCAUACACAAAUCACAGCUGUAUACACUCAGGCAAUCUUACUAGGCUGGAAUUUUAGAGUAAAAUCUCUAUUUUCAUCUAUUUUUGUUUUUUUAAGGAUACUUUUUAAAUUCUUUUUUUUUCUGUGCAUAAUUGAUUAACCUAUUUUUCUUAAACACUUUAUUACUAUCAUUAUCUUUUGUAAAUAUUUGGUAAAGAAUGAAAUAUUGAGGGUUAAACUUUUUUUUUUGCACCACAUUAACUUCACCAGUCCCACCAGUCUCUGAGACACUGAGUCUCUGAUUAUUAGUUUACACCUUUUCCUUCAAUGUUUUAAUUUUUUUCCUACACUGUAAAUUAAUACUGAAGUGAUCCAGACUAUGAAGGAACACAUAAUGAAUCAUGUAGUAACUUAAAGUGUUAAACCAAAAUACUCUGUGAAGAAGCAUUUAAAUGCUCUUGUUAACUUGCAGUUUCCGAGGCUGGUAACUCUGAUUAACUAAUCCUGUACAACAGCGGAAACUCUUGCUCUUCCUUUCCCAGGGUGGUCUCGAUGAGAGCCAGUUUUAUCAUAAAUGUUUAAUGGACUUUGUGGUGACUGUACCUGAGGAUAGUUUCAAAGUUCUUGAUUUUUUUUCAGAUUAACUGACCUUCAUAAUAUGGAUUAGAACAUUACUGUAAUCAAGCUAUUUACUGUAUAACUGUAACUCUACCUCUUCACUACUUUACAACUGAUGCUCUCAAACACAUUAAGAGACAAGAAAUUCAGGUAAUUAACUCUUGACGAGUUCAGCACAGCUGUUAACUGAAAGCCUGAAAUUCCAGGUGACUCUACCUCAUGAAGCUGACUGAGAAAAUCCAGCCAAGCUGUGUAAAACUAUCUCUAUCCAAGCAAGAGGUGCAACUUUGAAUAAUCUAAAAUAUAAAACAUUUUCGGGUUUGUUUAACACUUUUUUGUUUUCUGACAUAAUUCCAUAUGUAUUUUCUUCAUAGUUUGGAACGGUAAUAGUCUUGAUCUACAAUGCAGAAUAUAUACAGUUCUGGAAAAAAAAUUAGAGACCACUUCAGUUUCUGAAUCAGUUUCUCUGAUUUUGUUAUUUAUAGGUUUAUGUUUGAGUGAAAUAAACAUUGUUUUUUUUUCUAUAAACUACCGACAACAUUUCUCCCAAAUUCCAAAUAAAAAUAUUGUCAUUUAGAGCAUUUUUUUUGCAGAAAAUGAGAAAUGGCUGAAAUAACAAAAAAGAUGCAGAGCUUUCAGACCUCAAAUAACGCAAAGAAAACAAGUUCAUAUUCAUAAAGUUUUAAGUUAAGUUCAGAAAUCUAUAUUUGGUGAAAUAACCCUAAUUUUUUUCAUCACAGUUUUAAUGAAUCUUGGCAUGUUCUCCUCCACCAGUCAUACCCACUGCUUUUGGAUAAUUUUUGUAGCUUUUUUUGGCGGUUUGUGAUCAUCCAUUUUCCUCUUGAUUAUAUUCCAGAGGUUUUAAAUUUUUCCAGAACUGUAUAUGCUUCUAAUAUAUUAAUCACAACCAUGUACACUCAGGACAUCUUGUAAGAAUGUAAUUGGUCAGUAAAAUCUCUAUUUUUGUAAUGUUUUUUUUAUGGCAGUGUUCAUUGUUUUUGGGUAUUUGCAAAUAUGUACUAUAAAAUGCUACUGAAACAGAAUCAGAGUCCAGCGUAACAUUAGAAUAAGAGGAAAUAAUCCAGGGAGGAUUGCUUUAGAUAACGAGUUGAUAGUCGAAACAUCUGGCCCAGAAUAGUUCCAAUACUUUUUCCUGCUCUUUAUGGGCAUCUGUGUAAGAUCGAAUCUGUAAAAUCCGAUUUAUGCUUCAUGUAAACAGCUUUCCUUAAGCAACAGGCUUUCAGUGCUGCACAGAUUGGACCAGCUCCAGAAUCUCACGACUGAAAAAAGUACAGUUGUCUCCUGUUUUAUAAAUACCUGCUAUUUGAAAACUGAUAAUGUGUAUUAUUACUGCUGCUCUGGUCAAGGUACCAGGGUUAUUGUCUAGAUACUAGGGUCAUGAAGGGGGUUCUGGAGAGUUCUGUUGAGUAAGCGGGUUAAUUGGCACUUCUAAAAUUGGUGAAAAACUGUACAAAAAAGGUGAAAUGCAAGAAUAGUGUCGGGAGGCUUUAAAUCCACCCCUGAUUCCGUUUUAUUUAGUGAAUUUGUGGAGCUGCACAGAUUGGACCAGCUCCAGAAUCUCACUACUGAAAAAAAGUACAGUUCUCUCCUGUUUUUUAAAAACCUGCAAUUUAAAAACUGAUAAUGUGUAUUAUUACUGCUGCUGUGGUCAUGGUACUAGGUUUCAAGGGUUAUUGUCUAAAAACUAGGGUCAUAAAUGGAGUUCUGGUGAGUCAGCGGGUUAAUUGGCACUUCUAAAAUUGGUGAAAAAUCUACAAAAAAUGGUGAAAUGCUGGAAUAGUGUCAGGAGGCUUUAAAUCCACCACUGAUUCAAUUUUAUUUAGUGAAUUUGUGGAACUGCACAGAUUGGACCAGCUCCAGAAUCUCACUACUGAAAAAAAGUACAGAUUUCUCCUGUUUUUUAAAUACCUGUGUAUGUGUAUUAGUACUGCUGCUGUGGUCAAAGUACUAGGCUUUAAUUACCAUCCCUAUUGCCUAGAUACUAGGUCAUAAAGGGAGUUAUGGUGUUCUGGUGAGUCAGUGGGUUAAUUGGCACUUCUAAAAUUGGUGAAAAACUGUACAAAAAAGGUAAAAUACAAAAAAAGUGUCUGGAGGCUUUAAAUCCAGCACUGAUUCAGUUGUAUUUAGUGAAUCUGCAGAGCUGUAGCUUACUUUAUGAGAACUCCACCGAAGAAUUUGAGGACAAAGACUUCAAACAGGAUUUUUUUGGGUCUCAAUCUUGAGGCGUUCUCGCUCUCAGCUGGACUCAGAUCCCUUUAGACUCGGUCAUGACUCAAUCUAGACAAUAAUCGUAGUUUUUGUCUUGAUUAUAGCAAUACUUUCUAUUAGUAGACUGCAAAAUCCAAAAUCUGUUGAUUCCAAAACUUUACAUUAAAUAUAAUCAAGAUUCAAACCAUCUGAAAACCAACAAAUUAAAGAAAAGCAACAGUAUGCCUCUGUAAGCACAGACAAUCCCUUAAGGCUUAAUCUCUGCAGAUUGUAAAGAAACCAGUGUUAUGGUGAAUAAGCCCUGUCUCGGCUCAGCGAGUGCACUGAGAGAAGACAGAUGGAUGUGGAACAAGACAACAGAAUUAAUUCUGUAGUUUCCACUUCCUCCACAUUCCCUCCCUUUCUGAGUAAAGGCCUCCAGCAGCUGAAGGCUGAAGCUCCAUAGCUCUGGACUCGGGAGGACACAGCUCUGGAGGACACAGGGACGAGGGGUUAGAAACACCUAAAGGAAUGUGAACUUGAAGGUCUAGAACCCUUAUUCCGCAGCCUAAAAAAAAGCUUAAACACUCCUUUGUACACUUUCUGACGGAGUCAAAACAAUUCUACGCUCACAAAAACAAUCCUUUCAUGCAGACAAAACACUUUAACUGCCUCAUUUCACAUCCUCACUCAUCGUCAAAGAAAGAGCUGCACCCAGACGGAAGUGUCAGAUUGCAAUGCUGUUCAGAAGGAAGACCUUCCUGUUACCAGGAACAAUAAAUGAUUAAGAUUUAAAAGAUUAGAUUUCGACUGAUAUAAGCAAAUCUUGGCCAUAUUUAUUGAGCAGCAAAUAAAGAAAUAGUGUCUAACGCAUGUGUAAUGAUGUAACAAGCCAGAUGUUUUGGCAUUGAGUCAUAGAGGUUCCUACUGGUGUUCUGUGAUAAUUGAUUUAGACUUGAUGUAACACAGUGGAUCAACACCAGCAGAUGACAUGACUCUCCAAACCAUCACUGAUCAUCAGUAAAUUUUACAUUUCAUUUAUAAAUCAAGGGAUCAGAGUCUGGAGGAAGAGUGGAGAGACAGUGUAAGCUGCUUGAGGUCUAGUGUGAAGUUUCUACAAUCAGUGAUGGUUUGAUGGAGAGUCAUGUCAUCUGCUGGUGUUGAUCCACCGUGUUUUAUUAUUAAGUCUAAAGUCAGUGCAGUUUUGUCUUACAGCACUUUUUUUUGAGGAUUUCAUUUUCCAGCAGGAUUUGGCACACUGCCCACACUGACAAAAGUAUCACUUGGUCUUUUAUAAUAUUCAAAUUUUCUGAGAAACUGAUUUCUGGGUUUUCAUUGGCUGUAAGCCAUAAAAUCAUCAACAAUUAAAUAAACACUUAAAUAACACUUAAAAUAGA